CCGGGCGAUGCGCGCUGCGGCGGCGGGCGCGGCCGGGUGAAGAAGCGGCGCCUUCUCCCUCUUCACCCUGCCCUUCCUCGCUCCCUCCCCGCGGCCAUGGGCGACUGCGGAGCCCCCGGGGACGUGAACUCCAACGUGCUGGUGGCGCGCAGCACCGGGGACGCGCAGCUGGACAAGGCGGUGUGGCAGUGGCUCAGCUGGGACAAGAACCAGAAGACGAAGGCGCAGAUCGAGAGGCUGCUGCAGGACGGGAAGCACCGGGAGCUGCGGGAGCGCCUGUGCUGCCGGCUGAGCUUCGGCACGGCCGGGCUGCGCUCGGCCAUGGGGGCGGGCUUCUGCUACAUCAACGACCUCACCGUCAUCCAGUCCACGCAGGGGAUCUACAAGUAUCUUGAGAGGAACUUUUCAGACUUUAAGCAGAGAGGCUUUGUUGUUGGAUAUGACACACGAGGUCAGGUCACCAGCAACUGCAGCAGUAAGAAGCUUGCAAAGCUCACUGCAGCAGUCCUGCUGGCAAAAGAUGUACCUGUGUACUUCUUCUCCACCUAUGUCCCUACCCCCUUCGUGCCCUAUGCCGUGCAGCAGCUGGGGGCUGUGGCUGGGGUGAUGAUCACGGCGUCCCACAACCGCAAGGAGGACAAUGGCUACAAGGUUUAUUGGGAAAAUGGAGCACAGAUCACCUCUCCUCAUGAUAAGGAAAUUAUAAAAUGUAUAGAAGAGUGUGUUGAACCAUGGAGUGGCUCCUGGAAUGAAAAUCUGGUAGACACCAGUCCCCUCAGGCAGGAUCCUCUGAAGAAAAUUUGUGACAGCUACAUGGAGGAUCUGACAAAGAUCUGCUAUCACAGGGAGCUGAACGUGCAGAGCAGUCUGAAGUUUGUGCACACCUCUUUCCAUGGAGUGGGACAUGACUACGUGCAGCUGGCUUUCCAGGCCUUUGGGUUUCAGCCCCCCAUCCCCGUGCCCGAGCAAAAAGAUCCAGACCCAGACUUCUCUACUGUCAAGUGCCCAAAUCCUGAGGAAGGAGAAUCUGUGCUGGAAUUGUCACUGAGGCUUGCAGAGAAAGAAGGUGCAAAAGUUGUAGUGGCCACUGAUCCAGAUGCAGAUCGACUGGCAGUGGCAGAGCAGCAGGAAAAUGGCUCCUGGAAGGUGUUCACGGGCAAUGAGCUGGCAGCCUUGUUUGGCUGGUGGAUGUUUUCCUGCUGGAAGGAGAACUGCUCCCCAGAUGCUGAUGUGAGGAAUGUUUACAUGCUGGCAACCACGGUGUCCUCCAAGAUUUUGAGGGCCAUUGCACUCAAAGAGGGAUUUCACUUUGAGGAAACACUCCCUGGUUUUAAAUGGAUUGGAAGCAGAGUAAAAAAUCUCCUAGAUAAUGGAAAAGAAGUUCUCUUUGCCUUUGAGGAGUCUAUUGGCUUCAUGUGUGGCACAUCAGUGCUGGAUAAGGAUGGAGUGAGUGCAGCUGUGGUCAUUGCUGAGAUGGCAACUUAUCUGCAGGGCCAGAGCCUGACCCUGGCACAGAAACUCCUUGGCAUUUAUGAAACGUAUGGCUAUCACAUAUCCAAGACUUCCUACUUCCUGUGCUACGAUCCUGCCACCAUCAAGAGGAUAUUUGAGAGGCUGAGGAACUGGGAUGGCCCUCAGUGCUACCCCCAGUGCUGUGGGGUUUACAGCAUCCUACACGUGAGAGAUGUCACCACGGGCUACGACAGCAGCCAGCCCGACCAGCAGUCUGUGCUGCCAGUGAGCAGGAGCAGCCAGAUGAUCACCUUCACCUUCCAGAACGGCUGCGUGGCCACGCUGCGCACCAGCGGCACCGAGCCCAAGAUCAAGUACUACGCCGAGAUGUGUGCACUGCCCGGCCACAGUGACAGGGCUGUGCUGGAAGAAGAGCUCCAGAGGCUGGUGGAGGCUCUGGUUGAGAAUUUCCUGGAGCCUGCCAAGAACGGGCUGACCUGGCGCUCUGCGUAGAGCCCCGGGAGCAGGAGUGGAACAAAGGACCCAGGAGCAGAACCAGUCUGUCUUUGUGUGUGUCUGUGUGUGUCAAACAGCUGCAUUCUUUCCCUGUGAAGAAGAAGCAUUCUUUUGUCAGGCUUUUCACCAAAUUGGGAUAAGGAGAGGAGGUCAGAGGAAAGGGUAGAACUUAUCGUUGUGGUUGUCAGUCCUUUUGACCAAAAGUUAGAUUAGACCACACCAAUGCAAGUCAACUGCCCUAGUACCUUUGAGGCAGCUGAGCUUGGCUGCUACAUCUUGUCUUAAGCUCAGUUCAGGUACCUGAAACACCUCUUUUUGGAGUGUGGAAAGGUUUUGAAGUUUUAAAGGAGUGAUCACUCCGAACUGGCAACGAAGGCUGCUUCUUCCCCGCAGCUGAGACCUUCUGUGUGCAGGUCUGCUCUUCCAAAAGCAGCAAAGCAGAGCUCAGCGUUUCUUGUUCAGCAAAUUGUUGACAUUUUUCAGCUACUUAACAAUUCUUCUGUUGGUAAAGGUGUUCUUGGGCGUUGUAGCUUUCCUCUGUGUGUCUUAAAGCAAUUGGCAGUGAAACAAUAGUGCAACAGCUGCAGCUUGGGGCUGGAGUUGCCUGGUGCCUCUCCAAGGCUUCCAGAGGAGCAGGAAUUGCUCCUUCCUUGGUGAAAUGGCCCCUUCUGACUACCACAGGCUCUGCAGCUACUUUUUGUCCCAUGUCUCUGAAGGGUCUUAAGCUUCCUCGUUUUUCUGUAUUCAUUGCUUUGAAUGACAAUGCCAGUCAGUGACUUUUUGGUUUUUGCUGGCCUGAAUUCAUUUUGUCUGUAUAUUAUAGAAAAAAAAAGGCAAGGAAGAAAGUGGAGAUGAAAAACUGGCACAGUUACUAAAUUGAGAUUUUAAAAAUACUUUUUGGUUGUGUCCUGUCAGGUAAUUUGUUAAAAUAGCACUUUGCAAAUACUAUAAUUCUUUAAGGUUGAAUUGUUAACAGCUUCUCUUACUUGUUUUCUCCUUUUGCUCAAGUAGCAAGUGAGAGUGCUAAUCACAUUUUCCAAAAAAGCCCAAACCAGUACUCAAGUUCUCCUUCUGGUUUAUUGUAUUUUGGGCAAUAAAGGCAGUGUUCUGGCACAGGGGAGCUGGUUCUGGACAGCUCCCUGCUGUCACUGGCAGCAAGCACAGAGAAGUAGCAGCAGUUGAGUGCUGGGUUUUAUCUGUGUUGGAGGUGAUGGGCGAAGCUCUGGAGUUCAGGCUGUUGUUUUGCUGCUGUUGUUGCCUCUCCAAAUUCAUGCUCCCUCUGGUGAUGCCACAGGAUGGCACAGGGUAGGUUAGUGUGUUGCCUCUCCAUGGCUUCAGAGAGCCCUGAGCUUUUUGGGUUUCCUGCUGCCAGCAGCUUUGCACUAUAUCCAUGGAGAAGUAUUUCAGUGUCUGUGAACGUGUGUGUGCUAGAGAAGCUCUGUGUUGCACAAAUUCUGACCUGUCACUGCUAUUUAUUUAUUUUUUUAUUUUGAGAGAGUAUCUCUGAAUUGUUCUGCCAUUGAGUGAAAUGUAUCUAAUGCCAAAAGCUUGGGUUUCUUUACCUUGAUUGUACAUUUGACUGACACGGUGGGGAAAGCAGGUAAACCCAGUCGCACUCAGAGGAUGCUUUUGUUGUUGUCUGUGCUGGGCAGGGCUGGGAGGGUGUUUCUGACUGCUGCUUUGCCUUCAGCUCCCCAGAAAGGGUGCAGAUCUGCACCACCACUGCACUGAACCUGAGGGAGCUCUUGCCAUUCCUUCCACUGGCAGCAGAUUGAACCCUGAGGCACUGAGGAUUUCCUUCUCCAAGUAGUGAAGAACACGAGUGACUUGGG
Molecule: messenger RNA, 3800 nt
Organism: Ficedula albicollis (Collared flycatcher)
Lineage: Eukaryota; Metazoa; Chordata; Aves; Passeriformes; Muscicapidae
Gene: PGM2L1
Product: phosphoglucomutase 2-like 1
Exons: 14
Coding region: 97-1965 (622 amino acids)
Biological process (GO): carbohydrate metabolic process
Molecular function (GO): intramolecular phosphotransferase activity; glucose-1,6-bisphosphate synthase activity
Source: RefSeq, a predicted model, not a curated record